AAUUAAAUAAAUUUGCAAUUACAAUUCGUCACAAAUCUCGUUCUUAUCGUGAAUAUUUGGUGAAACGAUCAAAACGUAUUGCUCAAAUGGCUAAUGAUCCUUUAGUUUGGAUAGAUUGUGAAAUGACUGGACUUGAUGUAGAGAAUGAUCAUAUUAUUGAAAUCGCCGUCCUGAUAACUGAUGGGAAAUUAAAUGUCUUAGCAGAG
This is a messenger RNA of Racocetra persica, 206 nucleotides long. The record is from the annotation of a GenBank genome assembly. Lineage: Eukaryota; Fungi; Glomeromycota; Glomeromycetes; Diversisporales; Gigasporaceae.